AUUACAAGCAAAUGGAACCUGCUACUUACAACAACGCUCCACUCCUUGGCAUAUUAGCCUGGUUGAGUGGUGGUCACGGCGGUUACAGUCAACUCCUUCUAGUGGUUCCUGUGCCAAAAGCAGCCAUGGCCAAGCCAAGUCUAGCUCCUGUAACUGCUUCCAACAAGCUGUCCAUCGAGCAGAAGCUAAUGGCUUCAUGGACUGCCAACAGGAGAACUUACCACAGAUGCUAGACAGUGGUGACCAACAAAUCGGACAAGAUGCUGAAAUAUGUCAACCUGUCGAUCUCCAAGCUCUACGGUCCUCUGUGGGGACUAACCAAGUCCAGCGACUUGGACGUGUUCCCUUCCUGGAUCUAAUCCUUACCUUCAGGGAAGAGCCUCGGGGAUGUAAAGGAUUGUGCAGCAAUACCUAUUGGAUACGGCCUUCGAAAGUUCUCGCUUUCUUUCUUUUCAAAAUUUUUUGUCUUCGCUUCAUGAUGUCAGAACCUGCUUCCAAGCUGAAUAAGGGUGAAGAUCAGAGGACAAAAGGAGUGAAGAGACAUUAUAAAACGAGUGCAAUCUCUUUCCCCUCAACUUCGCUGGUUAAAAGAGAGAGUCUGAGAUGUGCCGCAGCAAAGAUGGUUUGCUGAGAAGUGAGAAAAGAAAGGGCUUCCUUAGAGUUCGUGGGGUCCCUUUUGUUUCUUGAGUUUUUUCCUUCUUGCUUUGCAACAAUUUCUGUGUUUGUUAGGAUAUAGCCUUCUACAAAACAGUUGUAUCUAUUCAGCUUUUGAAGAAUUUAAGGUAUAAAAGUUUACUUUUGCUCA
Messenger RNA from Eucalyptus grandis, 805 nucleotides. RefSeq lists its product as uncharacterized. The coding region runs from base 197 to 631 and encodes 144 amino acids. The record is from RefSeq and is a predicted model, not a curated record. NCBI's taxonomy places the organism in Eukaryota, Viridiplantae, Streptophyta, Magnoliopsida, Myrtales, Myrtaceae. The transcript is spliced from 4 exons.